Molecule: messenger RNA, 2673 nt
Organism: Rotaria sordida
Lineage: Eukaryota; Metazoa; Rotifera; Eurotatoria; Philodinida; Philodinidae
Source: the annotation of a GenBank genome assembly
AUGAAACGAACGAAACAGCAAGACAACCAUCUAGUUCAAAUUUCAAAUAAUAAUAGAAAACAAAAAUUAGAAAAUCAAAUAACAUCAAUCAAUUCAACCAAGUCAGAUAGGGUUUAUCUUCUUGAAGAUUUAGCCAAUGAAAUUCAUUAUGAAAUAUUUGAAUAUCUUGAUUCAUAUGAUAUUUAUAAAGGAUUCUAUAAACUUAAUAAACGAUUUCAAAAUCUAACUAUUAAUUCAAAUGUUUUAACUAGAAUGAAUAUUUCAACAAUAUCAAAAUCAAAUUUUGAAGAUUAUUAUCAGAAUAUUCUUAUAGCAAAUCGGAAUCGAAUAAAAUUUCUUCGUUUAUCAAAUCCAUUUACCACUGACAUUAUUUUUCCAUCAUCACGUACUAUUUUAAAUUUUACUCGUCUUCAAAUAUUAAUUCUUGAUAACGUACAAAUUGAACAUUUUAUCAAAGUUAUUCGUCGUUCAAAAGAGUUGCCAUUAUUACAUUCAUUAACUAUAUCUCUCAUUGGUUACAAUCGAGCAUUAGAUCUUCUUUUUUUAAAUAUUUUUCGUUUACCAAAAUUAAAAUAUUGUAAAAUCGAAUAUCAAACGAAAGUUAAUGAUUAUGAACUAUUUUAUUCAACUCGAGAUGAUUCAAGUCCUAUGGAAUGUUUGAUAAUAAAUGGUCAAUUUCCAAUCAAGGCAUUUCAGAAUUUAUUAUCUCAUCUUCCUAAACUUAAACAUUUAUCAAUAAAUCCUAUUGUUUUUUCUCCUAAUUAUGUGGAACAAGAAAAAUUAUCUCAUAUUCAAUUAAAAUAUUUAAAACAUGUUUCACUUAAACUUAAUGGAAUAUCUUUUGAUCAAUUUGAAAAAAUUAUCAAAAAAUUUUUUUAUCAUAUUCAACUUCUACGUUUUACAACACGUCUUAAUGAGGACUAUUUAAAUGCUAAACGAUGGCAAGAAGUAAUAAUAUCUCACAUGCCAUAUUUACGUAUAUUUGAUAUAAAUCAUGAAGAUUGGAUAACAAAUAAGAAUUUAAAAUAUCAUGAUAUGAUUCAUCAAUUUAAUUCUUCAUUUUGGAUGGAAAAAAGAUGGUUUUUUACACAUCAACAUCUUUGGAGCGAAUCAAAUAGUGGAGUUUUUUAUUCAACCGCUCCAUAUCGACGAAAAGAUUACAUAUAUUAUCGGAUGUCUAUUAAUCCAAUAUGUUCAAAUAUCCAAAAAGAAAACUUAAAUUCAGUGACACAUCUUUGUAUUGCUAAUGAAGAAGUCGAACAUGAUUGUAUGAAUUAUUUUCCAAAUGUUAAAACAUUAUCUAUUAAAAAUGAAUUUAUAAAAUCAAGUGAUUCGACUAUUGCAACUCUUCAACGUAUGAUUCCUUUAAAGCAACUGACGAAAAUAGUUACUGAAUGUUGUAUUUUUCCAAUUGAAAACAUUAUCAAUUUAUUAUGUUUUACACCUAAUGUACAUACAUUGAAUUUGAAUUCAUUAUUAUUGUAUAAUAUUAAUAAGAAUUCAAAUAAACAAAAUGAAAUUUUUCAAUAUGUAUCAGAGAAAAAUAAAGUAAAAACAUUAGUUCUUUAUUGGAAAUGUUCAUUAAGUGACGUUAAAUUUAUAGUUGAUUUAUUUCCAAGAUUAGAAUAUUUCAAAGUUGAAAUGAACAUAAAAGAAAUCGAACAAAUAAUUCGAUUUUUAUUAUCAAAAACUCAUAAUAAAACACAAAGGACGACAGGCAUUUACACGCUAAAUAGAAAGAAACGACGUUAUUUGAAGUUACGAAUGGCUGAUACGAAGGAUAACAUUGCUACUUAUGACUACGUUGUGAUUGGAGGCGGUACAAGCGGGACGGUUGCAGCUCGACGUUUGGCAGAAGGAGAUACAAACUCUAGUGUGUGUGUUCUCGAAGCCGGUCCAAGAUUUGUUCAAGUCAUCAAUGGUCGUAUACCUGGUAAUUAUUUUUUAAGUAGGGAGAAGUCGCACGACUGGAAUUAUGAUACUGUUGCUCAGAAAGGUUGCAAUAACCGUAUUAUAAGUGCACCACGUGCUCGUUUUCUCGGUGGAUGUAGUGCAAUCAAUGGUACAUUGCUUAUUCGAGGCGCUAAAGCGGAUUAUGAUCGAAUUGCAGCCAUGGGAAAUCCAGGGUGGAGUUGGGAAGAAAUGUUGCCCUAUUUUAAGGCAUCUGAGACGUUUCAUCCAGCUGAAUGGCACCGGUCAGAUUUGACUGUUCAUGGUACCAGUGGACCAUUGCAUACCGAGCCAUAUCCACAAGCACCUAUCUCUGAAAAAGUUCUUGAAUCAUUUAUUGACAGUGGCUUUGAGUACAAACCAGACAUGUUUGCGCAGGGUGACUAUGAAGGUGUUGGAUAUCCUGUACGGACAGUUUAUAAGGGAAUUCGAAGUACAAGUGCGGACUUUGUUCAUCAUUACGAGAAAACAAACCUUAUAGUUCGAACAGAAAAGCGCGACUACAAAGCUGUCGGUGUAGAAGCCCAUUACGAUGAAAAUGGCCAACCGAUAAUCAUUAAAGCAAGAAAAGAAAUUAUUCUAAGUGCUGGUGCUUAUAAUUCUCCGGUGGUCUUAAUGCAUUCCGGUAUUGGUCCAGCAGAACAUCUAGUCGAAAUGGACAUCAAUUGUAAGGUUGACUUGCCAGGUGUAGGCAGCAAUCUUCAAGAUCAUCUGAUGGUAUAA